Molecule: messenger RNA, 309 nt
Organism: Notodromas monacha
Lineage: Eukaryota; Metazoa; Arthropoda; Ostracoda; Podocopida; Cyprididae
Source: the annotation of a GenBank genome assembly
CAAGGCUACACUGUGAAGAAAAUGUUUGAAACAUCAGACAAUUUUUUCACUGGACUGGGAUUGGAAAGCUUAAAUACUGCGGCAAUAGACUUUUAUGGUGAUUCCAUGCUGGAGAAGCCUGCUGACAGGGAAGUUGUUUGUCAUGCAUCUGCUUGGGACUUCAUGAAGACAAAUGAAAAUCCUGGCGACUUCAGAAUAAAGAUGUGCACAUCAGUGGACAUGGAUGACCUCAUCACAAUCCACCAUGAAAUGGGUCACAUUCAAUACUACAUGCAAUAUGUUGAGCAGAACCCACUUUUCAGGGAGGGG